This is a messenger RNA of Racocetra persica, 184 nucleotides long. Lineage: Eukaryota; Fungi; Glomeromycota; Glomeromycetes; Diversisporales; Gigasporaceae. The record is from the annotation of a GenBank genome assembly.
UUUAAUCCAAACUAUUGAAGAAAGACAAGUUAUAUUCUCAAUGAUACAAAUAUCAACACCAACUGUAACACAAAAUAUAUCAAUAACCAAUACCCAAACUGCAACUUUAACUGCAACCUACACUCAACAAAUAAUACCAAGCUACUUUACUGACUCUAACGUAGUAACCCAAGAUAUUGUAACU